UUCAGCACAGGUGUGCACAAAGAGCUUCUCUGCUUCUAUUCGCCCUACUAUGCAGCUGCCUUGAAAGGCCAGUUCGCCGAGAGCCGUCAAGACUCGUUCACUCUCGAACUCGACCACAGACAGACUCAGGUCUUUGUAGAAUGGCUCUACACUGGACGCGUCGAAGAGCCGGAAGAUGUGCUGCAGCUCUAUAUGUUUGCAGACCAAAAGAAGUUACUGGCCCUCCGCAGAUCCAUCAUGUCAAAAAUCGUGUAUUCCUCAGUAAUCGAGAAGCACGACGGAACCCCAUACAUCGGACACCUGUCAGAAGGCUGCGGUCUAUUCCGCUACAUGGCAGAUCUUUGGGCUAGCGAAUGGCGUGGUGUCAGAGCAUCCUACGUGGUGCAAACAUUGAACGAGUAUCAAGGCAUUCCUAGGGUGUUUCUCUACGAAGUAAUGAGAAAGCUUGCUACUAUACAUGAUCAGAAGGAAUCGGAAGUCGCCAUUCCAAAUCCAUGCAACUACCACGAACAUGAAGACGACUCCGAAUGGCAUACUAGUAGGUCGAAACCCUGUCCGAACUGA
Messenger RNA from Aureobasidium namibiae CBS 147.97, 564 nucleotides. RefSeq lists its product as uncharacterized. The annotation marks the transcript as partial. Gene Ontology annotation, molecular function: protein binding. The transcript has 2 exons. The record is from RefSeq and is a predicted model, not a curated record. Lineage: Eukaryota; Fungi; Ascomycota; Dothideomycetes; Dothideales; Saccotheciaceae.